GUUUCCAGAAUAAAAAUAGGGUUGCAAUCCUGGCAGAACUAGACAAGGAGAAGAGAAAGUUACUUAUGCAAAACCAGUCUUCCACAAAUCACCCUGGAGCCAGCAUUGCACUUGCAAGAUCACCACUGAACAAGGAUUUCCGUGACCAUGCUGAGCAGCAGCACAUCGCAGCACAGCAGAAGGCUGCACUGCAGCACGCACACGCACAUUCCUCAGGAUACUUCAUAACUCAAGACUCUGCAUUUGGAAAUCUCAUUCUUCCUGUCUUACCUCGACUUGAGGCAGAAUGA
Merops nubicus (carmine bee-eater) is the source of this 290-nucleotide messenger RNA. It is a transcript of the gene INIP, whose product is annotated as INTS3 and NABP interacting protein. The transcript has 3 exons. Gene Ontology annotation, cellular component: SOSS complex; nucleoplasm; nucleus. NCBI's taxonomy places the organism in Eukaryota, Metazoa, Chordata, Aves, Coraciiformes, Meropidae. The annotation marks the transcript as partial. Gene Ontology annotation, biological process: DNA repair. The record is from RefSeq and is a predicted model, not a curated record.